Cydia pomonella (codling moth) is the source of this 1932-nucleotide messenger RNA. Its product is annotated as cytochrome P450 6k1-like. NCBI's taxonomy places the organism in Eukaryota, Metazoa, Arthropoda, Insecta, Lepidoptera, Tortricidae. Gene Ontology annotation, molecular function: iron ion binding; heme binding; oxidoreductase activity, acting on paired donors, with incorporation or reduction of molecular oxygen. Bases 249 to 1742 code for a protein of 497 amino acids. The record is from RefSeq and is a predicted model, not a curated record. The transcript is spliced from 10 exons.
GUCCAGUUACUCCAACACAAGUGUAGCAGUGGUUAGGUGAACCGAAAUUCCCUGUUGUAAUAUUUAUUAGAACUAUUUAAUUAUUUAUCUUAUCAGACUAUAAGCAAUAGAAACGGCUGGAAUGUAAAGAGAAUUGGUCAUUUAUUGUAGUUGUGUUUAAAAUGGUGGAUGAUAAAGUUGUAAUAUAAAAGUUUAUUACCUAAGUGGCGUAUUUUGAGAUUAUUAAUAUCUAGCAGAUUUCCAGCACGAUGUUGGUAACAUUACUGGUGGUUGUGUUUGCCAGUCUGCUGGCUACGCUGUACAUUCAGCACCGCAAGAACAGUCGCUUCUGGGCUGAUCGCGGUGUGCCGCACUCCCCCCCACACCCCCUGCUGGGUAACUUCGACUGCUUCUUCAAACAGAAUGUGGGUAUAUGGAUGCGUGAUCUGCACGAAAAGUUCCAAGCUCCAUUAAUUGGAAUCUGGGUAUUCCGGCAGCCAGUCCUGGUGGUUGCUGAUCCUGAGGUUGCGAAGCGUAUCCUGGUCUCAGACAGCGAACUCUUCCGGAACAGAUAUUUGGCGUCCGGAAAGUCGGAUCCUGUUGGGGGGCUUAAUAUUUUCACCAUUAAAGACCCAACAUGGAGUAACAUUAGGCGGCGUAUAACAUACAUCUUCACAGGAGCCAAGCUGAAGGCGAUGCAUGGUCUCCUGUCAUCUAAAUCUAAGGCGACCGUGGACCGAAUACUGCAAGAUAAGGCCAAUAACAAGACGACAGAGAUUAGAACUCUUUUCGCUGACUACACCACCGACAUCAUCGGAACAUCCCUCUUCGGCAUGCAGAACGAUGCCGUCGGUACUGGUGACAGUCCUCUCCGUGCUGUUACUCGGGAUUUCAUGAAAUUCGACUGGUUCCGUGGGCUGUCCUUUUACAGCAUCUUCUUCUGGCCUGCUCUUGUUGAUAUUUUUAGGUUCUCGUUUUUCCCAAGAAAAAGUGUGGAUUUCUUUAGAAAGAGUGUAAAUACGAUAAUUGAACACAGAACAACCAACAAUCUUGAAAACAAUGAUCUUCUUGACGCUCUAGUUAAGAUGAAGAAAGACAAACUUGACGAUGGGCAAGAGUUUAGCGAUGACCUGCUAGCCGCCCAAGCUACUGUCAUGCUGCAAGGGGGAUUUGACACUACUGCAGUGGGCCUCACAUUUGUGGUGUAUGAGCUGGCACAUAAUCCCAAGAUACAGGAAAAGCUUUACAAGGAAUUAAUUGAGGCAAAAAAGAGUAAAGGUGGCGCUGACCUUAAUUUUAGUGAUUUGGAGAAACUGACCUACCUGAACUCUGUUAGUAAAGAGGGCUUAAGAAAAUACCCUCCAAUGGGCUGGCUGGACCGCAUCUCUUCAGUCGACUACAAGAUCAACGACACCCUCACCCUCCCUGCGAACACCCCAGUUUACAUCAACGCUAUGGGCAUGCAUCACGACCCUCAGUUCUUCCCUGAACCUCACAAGUUCGACCCUGAUAGAUUCUUGCCCGAGAAUCAGCAGAAUUUCGUCCCUUUUUCAUUUGUGCCUUUUGGAGAAGGACCUAGAAUGUGUAUAGGUAAACGUUUCGCGCAGAUGACAAUGCGCUACCUGCUAUCAGAACUGGUCCUGAGCGUGCAGUUCAGACCUCUACCCGGCUCGCCGAAGCCAAGCGAAGUGAACUACGAGACCAAAUUCGCCUUCCUCAUGCCGGAGCAUCCUCUUUCUGUCGAGUUUAUACCGAGGAACUAAGAAACCGGCCUGACUUGCAAGAAUAUUAAAUAUCAUUUUCAAGCAUGGACUCGACUUUUAAAACUUCCACGAACGCUUUAACUGAUAAAAUCUACCAGACUUGCUUAUAAAAUGUUUUCAUGAAAAUAUUAGCCAAAAAUCUGACAUUGUAAAAUUAUCUGGGUGUUACAAAUGAGUCCAAUAUGUCAUA